UUUUCUAUCCACGCCCGGCGGUGGCGGCUCAUGCCCUUUGUUAAAAUAUAAUUUAUUAAAAAGUUUAAUGUUAUAUACGAAAACAUGGACACCAGAAAGCUGACGGAAAUUUUGCGAGCUACUAUUGAUCCUAACCAAAGGCAACAAGCAGAAGAACAGCUUUCCCAGAUUCAUAAAAUAAUUGGAUUUGCUCCCUCUUUGCUGCAAGUGGUUAUGCUUAAUGAUGUUACAAUCCCUGUCCGUCAAGCUGGAGUUGUAUAUCUGAAGAAUUUGGUAACCUCGGGUUGGUUAGAGAAAGAGGCAGAAGAUGGAGAGCCAAUACCAUUUAGUAUUCAUGAACAGGACAGAGCCAUGAUAAGAGAUAUCAUUGUGGAUGCCAUAGUACAGGCACCUGAUAUAAUCAAAGUUCAGCUCUGUGUAUGCCUCAAGACAAUUAUUAAACAUGACUUCCCAUCACGAUGGACCCAAAUUGUUGAUAAAAUACAUAUUUACCUACAAAAUCACGAGCCAAACAGUUGGAUGGGUGCUCUCUUAUGUCUUUACCAACUAAUAAAAUCCUAUGAAUAUCAUACUGCUGACAAAAGGGUCCCACUUAUUGAGGCUAUGAACCUUUUACUACCUAUGAUGUAUAACCUCAUUGUAAAUCUCCAGGCUGAUCAAUCUCCAGAAUCUGUUACCAUACAAAAACAAAUACUUAAGUGUUUCUAUGGUCUCAUAAAGUUUAAUUUACCACUGGGUUUAAUCACAAAAGAAAUAUUUACGAAAUGGAUGGAAGUUCUCCGUUCUGUAAUGGAGCAGCCUGUCCCAGAACACACUUUGCAGGUUGAUGAGGAUGAACGCAUGGAACUUCCUUGGUGGAAAUGCAAAAAAUGGGCAGUUCAUACCCUUUAUCGUUUAUUUGAAAGAUAUGGAAGCCCAGUAAAUGUUCGAGAUGAAUAUGUUCAGUUUGCAGAGUGGUACUUAACUACUUUCACUGGUGGGAUAUUAGAGGUUCUUCUCAGAGUUCUGGAUCAAUACAGAAACAAAAUCUAUGUGUCACCACGUGUACUGCAGCAGACCAUUAGCUAUAUUGAUCAGUGCAUAAGUCAUGCACAUUCUUGGAAAUUACUGAAGCCUCACAUGUUUGCUAUUAUUAAGGAUGUGCUAUUUCCACUUAUGUCCUACUCUGAAGCUGAUGAGGAGUUAUGGUUCUCUGAUCCCCAUGAAUAUAUACGUAUCAAAUUUGAUAUAUUCGAAGAUUUUGUUUCUCCCGUAACAGCAGCACAGACAUUACUCAUAUCAUGUUGUAAAAAGAGGAAAGACAUGUUGGAAGAAACUAUGCAUUUAUGUAUGCAAGUCCUCAGAAACCAGAAUGGUGAAUAUGGACCCCGCCAAAAAGAUGGUGCUUUACACAUGGUGGGAACACUUGUUGAUAUCCUUAUAAAGAAAAAGUUUUACAAUGAAGAAAUUGACCCACUCCUCAGCGAAUUUGUUAUUCCUGAGUUUCAUAGUCAGUUGGGUUACAUGAGGGCCAGAGCUUGCUGGGUGCUUCACUGUUUCUCAAGUAUUCGUUUCAAGAGUGAAAUGCUAUUGGUAGAAGUUGUCCGUCUCACAGUUAAUGCUUUCCUUAAUGAUACUGAGCUGCCUGUGAAAGUUGAGGCGGCUAUAGCCAUACAAAUGCUACUGACAUCACAAAACAAAGUCCAUAAAUUACUAGAACCUCAAGUUAAAGCUGUCACCACAGAGCUUCUAAAUGUAAUUCGUGAAACAGAAAAUGACAACAUUGCUAAUGUUCUGCAAAAGAUUGUACCUUUGUACACAGAACAAUUAAUGCCAAUGGCCUAUGAGAUAACAGAUCACUUAGCAACUACAUUUAGUAAAGUUAUUGAGACAGAUUCUGGAACUGAUGAAAAGGCUAUCACAGCCAUGGGUCUUCUAAACACUAUGCAAGCAGUACUCACUGUUAUGGAAGAUAACCCAGAAAUUAUGUUGCAGCUAGAAAGUACAGUUCUUCGUGUAGUUGGACACAUUUUACAUCACAAUAUUAUAGAAUAUUAUGAAGAAGCUAUGACUUUAUUGUGUAAUUUAACUGCAAAAUCAAUAUCCAAAGAUUUAUGGACAGUUCUUGAGAUGUUGUACCAGGUGUUUGAAAAAGAAGGUUUUGACUACUUCACAGACAUGAUGCCAGUAUUGCACAAUUAUAUCACAGUUGACACAAAUGCUUUUCUCUCCAAUGAAAAUCAUAUAUUAGCUAUGUUCAAUAUGGUUAAAGUGAUCCUAAAUUCUGAUGCUGAAGAUGAAUCUGAGAUAUAUGCAGCAAAACUUCUAGAAGUAAUAGUCUUACAAUGUUCUGGUAAAAUAGAUAAUUGUUUACCAUCAUUUGUGGAACUAGUUCUUAGCAGACUUACAAGGAAAGUUAAGACUUCAGAACUUAGAACAAUGCUACUGCAGGUGCUCAUAGCGAUUUUAUACUGCAACCCUCACCUCCUGUUUACGAUUCUGGAAAAACUCCAAGAGUCUGUGCCGAAUGCCUCAAUUACCCAACACUUUAUAAAACAAUGGAUACACGACACAGACUGUUUUAUGGGUUUGCACGACCGGAAGCUGUGCGUGUUGGGCAUUUGUACUUUACUUGAGAUGGGCCCCCAGAGACCCAAUCUAGACGAGGUAAUACCAAAAUUAUUGUCCUCGUGUUUGGUGCUGUUUGAUGGUCUCAAGAGAGCAUACGAAGCAAGAGCCGAAGCUGACGAAGACACGUCGUCUGAAGAAAAUGAUGAGGAAGAAGAUGAAGAAGUUCUUUCAAGUGACGAUGACGACGUUGAUCAAAUGACAAACGAAUAUCUUGAAAAUCUCGCACGAAUGGCGACAAAGAAUAGCAGCCAACAGGGCGUCAACCUUACUGCGAAAAUAGAAGAAUAUGAGAGUGACGAUGAUGAUGAAAGCUAUGAGCCAGAUGAGACUGCUAUUGAAUGUUACACAACACCACUUGAUGAGAAAGACUGUACCGUGGAUGAAUACAUAAAAUUCAAAAACACAUUAUCUGCACUAUCAACCAAUGAACCUACAUUGUACCAUGCUCUGACAAGUGUUCUGACUGAGGAACAGAGGAAACAAUUACAUGCAGUUUUUGUACUAGCUGAUCAACGCAAGGCACAACAAGAUAGUAAACGGAUUGAACAAAGUGGCGGUUACUCAUUUACGGUUCCCGCACAAGUACCUACAACAUUUAAAUUUGGUUCAUAAUUACAAUGUUGAACAGACAUACAUAAAUUAUUUAUAAUUUUAUUUCAAAUUACUCGCCAUUGAAUUAGCAUUAUCAACAUUUAGCAGUCAAAUGAACAGUUUACAUAGGAGGAGAAUAUAUGCAACACUGUUUCAGUUUUCAAAUCUAAUUAUGAAUACCUACUAUAAGGUAUAAGUUAUAUAAUUGCUCUCAGUAGAUAGUGUGUAGUGUGAUAAUGUCAUUAAGCUGACAUAGUAAAAUUGUUAAAGCAGAUAAAUGAUGUUAUAUUCAAUUACAUAUUUUGACAUUUUUAAAGAUUUAUGAUUUCUAGUGAUCAGUUUUUAUUAUAUUAACUGUUAAAACAUUUUUUUUGGAACAACAGUUACAAAUACAUAUUUUGUGUGGGUUUAAAUAAUUUGAUAUUAAACAAGACCAAUCCUUGGUGUAAAUUGGCUUAUGAACAUAUGUAAUACAUGUAUUAAUAUUUUGUAGAUGUCAGCAAAUAUUCUUGUAACUAAAGCGAUUUAAAUUUAUCACUAUUCUAUAGUUUGUGAUAUUUUGGCAUGUAACAAGAAGAAAGUAAAGUUUGUAUAUUAAAUAGUAAGUUAAAAAUAAUUUCUUUUUAAAUGUAUUUAAAAUAUAUAAGUGAGACAAUUACUUUUUUGAUACAUUUAUGCAUAUUGAAUAUGUAAUUUGAGGUCAAUGAUUGCCAUGGAUCACCAAACAAAGAAGGAUUAUUAAGUUUCAUAAAUUAGGCAAGUUGAAAUGUGUAAUGUUUAAUUUAAAUAUAUCUGCUUGUCAUGCUUUACUUCUACACAUGCUUAUCUGGACGACAGGAUUUUAUCUGUGCCCUUUGCACAUAAUAUUCAAAUCUGAAUAAUUGAAUGUCGACGUGUUGCAAAGUUGAUUUCUGUGCUAAAAAUAAAAAUAGCAAAAUUUUAUACAAACCA
Danaus plexippus (monarch butterfly) is the source of this 4152-nucleotide messenger RNA. RefSeq names its product importin-7 (gene msk). The record is from RefSeq and is a predicted model, not a curated record. Lineage: Eukaryota; Metazoa; Arthropoda; Insecta; Lepidoptera; Nymphalidae. The transcript has 14 exons. Gene Ontology annotation, cellular component: nuclear envelope; cytosol. Bases 85 to 3222 code for a protein of 1045 amino acids. Gene Ontology annotation, molecular function: small GTPase binding. Gene Ontology annotation, biological process: protein import into nucleus.